GCCAGCGAAACGUAUACCGCCGGUCCGCUGCUCGAAGUCGUUACUUUUGCAAGUGCGAAUCUAUUUCCCAUAACGAAACUGUUAAUUUUUUUUUUGCCCCUUCAAAAGCCAUGCACAAAGCCCGAAAUUUGUUCGUUCAAAUAACUAAUAUUCGACGUUGAACGGCCGGGAGUUGUUCACCAAGAGGAUUAAGCCUAUCCAAGCUGUGAUGAUUUUGUCGAGUCCAAGCCGUGUCGGAGAAAUUGAGUUGAACAAAAGAGAUCCUUUUAAUUAGAUUCGUCAUAUCCGUAAGACUUAAGAUGAUGAAAGGCUGGUACGUUUGGCACAGCUUCGGUUUUCGAAUUUUGGUGGUAUCUUUUACGUUCCAAACGACGAUUUCGCAUGCGAAAUCAAUAGUGCCGAUGGAAACGGGCAAGGAGGAGAUAAGUCCUUACUGGACGUUCAACGAAACCGCCGACAUAUCAAAAUACGAGCAAUUCGACCAUAAGAAAUUUUUGGAACACGAACUCCACCUUCAAGUGCCCGAUCCAAACGUCGUGGACGUCCGGCUUCCGGUUAAGCCCCGGACCAUCAGCACCACCACCGCCGCGCUGGCGCCGGUCACGCCGACCGCCGAGCCCAUUAUUCACGUGGGUACGUCCAACGUCACCGUGCAGCUGGGAAGCACGGCUCUACUUCAUUGCGAAAUAGCCAACUUGUCCGGCACAAUGGUGUCUUGGGUGCGGAGAAGAGAUUGGCACAUCCUCAGCUCGGGUUUGCUGACUUACAUAAAAGACGAACGGUUUCGGGUGUUCCAUUCCGACAAGAGCGACGAUUGGGAUUUGCGGAUAUCGCCAGUGGCCAAAAUUGACAACGGCACCUACGAAUGUCAGGUGGGCACCGGCACCGGCAUCAUGACGCAUUACUUCAAUUUAUUUGUUAGCGUUCCAACUGCUGUAAUAAUGGGCAGUGAAGAAUAUCAUAUCGGCGAAGGAAGUUCAAUAAGCUUGAUAUGCUACGUCGAAAACAGCCCAGUUCCGCCACAGUUUGUGUUGUGGUACCACAACGACAAGAUUAUUUCCACAAGUCAUUUCAACCAGAACGGAUUGAAAAGUGACCGUCUGUCGAUUAGCACGGAACAGAAUGGUAAAAAUGGACACAAAAUCAUAAGCCGUCUAACAAUCAAUAAGGCCAUUCAAAUGGACACGGGAAACUACACUUGUCAACCGCCCAACACGGAUCCCGAUUCUACAUAUAUACACAUAACUCCGGAAUUUGAUAACACGGCAGCAAUCCAACGACACAAAAGCUCAAACUCAGCAAUUUCAACAAGAAGUCUGUGGCUUUUCCAUUUAAGCUCAUUAAUUUUUAUUGUCGACAACAAAUUGCCAAAGGUUUUUUUCUUAUAAAAUGAAUUUACAUUCAAUGUGUAAUUGUAUAAGUUGAAAUGAAUAUAUAUUAUAUUAUGAUUAAAAUAUACCUAGUUAUUUAUGAACAUUUUUACUAAAAGUUUUGUUCCAACUUGUUGUUGUAAAUAGUAUAUCAUGUGGUUCCAUAAUAAGCUCUUUUAUUCUCCUAUUGUACAAUUAUUUCAGAACAACUGAUUAAACUUCUCCGUGGGCAAACUUAAAAAAUAAAAUAUAUAAUCAAGUACAUUAUAAUGCAGCUCCUUGUUUAAUUUAAAGUUUUUCAAUACUUCUUUCGUCUAAACAUU
Molecule: messenger RNA, 1693 nt
Organism: Adelges cooleyi (spruce gall adelgid)
Lineage: Eukaryota; Metazoa; Arthropoda; Insecta; Hemiptera; Adelgidae
Product: neuronal growth regulator 1-like
Exons: 9
Coding region: 300-1388 (362 amino acids)
Biological process (GO): synapse organization
Cellular component (GO): neuron projection membrane
Source: RefSeq, a predicted model, not a curated record